Messenger RNA from Salmo salar (Atlantic salmon), 6292 nucleotides. Its product is annotated as serine/threonine-protein kinase LMTK1. The record is from RefSeq and is a predicted model, not a curated record. Lineage: Eukaryota; Metazoa; Chordata; Actinopteri; Salmoniformes; Salmonidae. Gene Ontology annotation, biological process: brain development; peptidyl-tyrosine autophosphorylation. Gene Ontology annotation, molecular function: ATP binding; protein tyrosine kinase activity.
CAGAAAUGAUUUUUUUGGGAAUGGAACAUUAGCAGGCAAGAUGGCGCUCUCGCUGUCAGCACCCGCAAGCGGACAGCUGCCGCUAUGUGAUUGUGCUAUUAACGCAACAGCAAUGAGAAGCUGCCAUUAAUUAAAUGAGAUUGAGUUAUUGAUAGUAAAUUGUGCUAUUAGGCUAUUGUUGGUGAUAUCAUGAUCAAAGAAUUGAGCAUUCAUCUGAGUUAAUAUGUGAGGGGUAUGAUAGACUACAUCAGACCUGUCCGUCGUUUGGUGCAGCAGAGAUUGAAGAGAAUAGCAGCGAUUUAAAUACUGUUUGGUAUCCGGUUGAUUUUCUACGGGUAACGGCACUUACCAGGGACACUUUUGCAGCGACAAUCACAGCACAUUUUCCACUAUUGGACUGCCUAGGAAACGGUCAAUUGCACGUGAGACUCUGAUGGUUCUAUGCAGCGACAUGCAAACAUACCAUCAAAUACAAGCCAACAAAAGGACAUUCUAACAUUCUGCCAACAUCUGCCUUUCAAUCCGAUUGAUAUUUUUUUUUUGCCUGUCAAAAGAUGAAGGAGCGCUUUGAAACGCAAAAACCGGGUUUGAAUGUGCAAAACAAUGCAGUGUUUCUCUCUACAACUGGCCCAUUUCUUUGAUUAGAAGCUGCAGUGGGCUAGUGUCUCUGCAACAUCAUUAACCACACAUGGCGAGGAAGAUGUUGGCGGCUCUGCUGAUGGUCAUAAUGUCUUCAUCAUUCUUCAUCCCCGGGUUUGCCCUCAGUUCCCAUUUCGACUUGGAUGGCGCUCCGCUAAGUGGGAUGACUUGGCCGUCUUCUCUGGCGGUUGUGGCUGUUUCCUUCUCUGGUCUCUUCACCUUUGUCUUCCUCAUGCUGGCCUGCCUCUGCUGCAAGAAGGGGCACAUCGGCUUCAAGGAGUUUGAGAAUGCCGAGGGGGAGGAGUACCAGGCGGACCUGUCCACCCUGGCGUCCCCUGCAUCCCAGAGCGGACCUGAUGUCUACAUCCUACCCCUCACUGAGGUGUCACUCCCCGUGGCCAAACAACCAGGACAAUCAGUCCAACUCCUGAAAUCCACAGAACUCGGCCGCCAGAGUCUUCUGUACCUGAAAGAGAUCGGAGAUGGCUGGUUCGGAAAGGUUAUCCUGGGGGAGGUGAAUGCGGGCCUCAACACCACCCAGGUGGUGGUUAAGGAGCUCAAGGCCAGUGCCAGCGUUCAGGACCAGAUGCACUUCCUGGAGGAGUCCCAGCCAUACCGUGCCCUCCAGCACCCAGCACUCCUACAUUGCCUGGCGCAGUGCACUGAGGUCACCCCCUACCUGCUGGUCAUGGAAUUCUGCCCUCUGGGUGAUGUGAAAGGGUACCUGCGGAGCUGUCGGGCUGCAGACACAAUGACCCCUGAACCCCUGAUACUGCAGAGGAUGGCCUGUGAGAUCGCCUCAGGACUCUUGCACCUGCACAAACACAACUUCAUACACAGUGACCUGGCCCUGAGAAACUGCCUGUUGACGGCUGAUGUCACAGUGAAGAUCGGAGACUACGGCCUGUCACACAGCAAGUACAAAGAGGACUACUUUGAGACAUCAGACCAGAUGUACGUGCCUCUGCGUUGGAUCGCUCCAGAACUCAUAGAUGAAGUCCAUGGCAACCUUUUGGUGGUGGACCAGAGCAAACAGAGCAACGUCUGGUCUCUGGGGGUUACUAUCUGGGAGUUAUUUGAGUUGGGGAACCAGCCGUACAGACACUACUCUGACAGACAGGUGUUAACCUACGCCGUGAGGGAUCAGCAGCUCAGACUGCCCAAGCCCCUGCUCAAAAUACCAUUGGCAGAGCGCUGGUAUGAGGUGCUGCAGUUCUGCUGGCUCCAACCAGACCAGAGGCCCGAUACAGAGGAGGUCCACCUGUUACUCAGCUACCUGUGUGCCAAGGGGGCCAGUGAGGCCGAGGAGGACUUUGAGAGGCGCUGGAACUCUCUGCGUCCCAACCCCAAUGCCGGCCGCAGCAGCAGCCUACAUCACGGGGCCGGAGCCCUGGCCACUGACCUCCCCUCCUCCUCCUUUCCUCUGCUGGAGCAGUUUUCUGGAUGUGAUGGUUACCACAGCGAAUCAGGAGAUGAUAUACUGACCGUGACAGAGACCAGCCACGGUCUGAACUUCCAGUACAAGUGGGAGCAGACCCAGGCGGGGAUCGGAGCGGAGCAGCCUUACCACCACGCUGCCUCAUCCUCCAGCGGUACCCUGGGGGUCGUCAACCACCACUGCCAGGACCUAUACUACCCAGGUGGAAUGGUGGGGGGCAGUGGUGGGGUGGAGAUGGAGGGGCUCACUCUGGGAGUGUCCCCUUCCUACUAUGAGCACAAGACGCUGCAUGUUUCUGGGGUCGGGGUGGUGCCGGUGCUCAGCGCCCAUAGUCCUUCAGUGAGCUCUGAGUACUACAUCCGCAUGGAGGAGCCUGGCGUGGACUUCACCAUGUACUCCUACAGCCCAGACUACCAGGGCAGCCACGGGAGCUUCCUGACCGGCAGUGGCAGUGCAGACUCAGGGGAGUGUAUGAUGGGGAUGGGUGCAUGUCCCCCCCAGGCCCACUCCAAGCCUGUAGACUCCUACUGGUCAGCAGACGUCUGUAAAGAUAGGGGUGUUGGAGUGUAUGACUCAGACAUCUCCCUGACAAUGGAGCCCCAUGUCUCUGACUCCAGCCCCCUGAGACCAUGGGAGGCUGGUCACUACGUCUCCUACAAGGACCGGGACGGGGGGUACUACUACGAGCACUCACCUCCCAUGGGCAUAGGCCACCACAUGGGGAUGGGGAUGGACCAGCAUUACCUGAUGGGGCAGGAACACUCUCCCCCCGAGCCCCAUCUGGAGAGCUGGGGGUCCCGUAGCCUGCGUCAGGCCCUGGGGGAACUGGACAACCCUCUGGGGAUAUCUCCCUCCAUCAGCACCCAUCUCCAGGAUGGUGGUCCUCCUUUUGGGGUAGGCGACCCCUACUUGGAGACGACCCAGGGCCCAGGCUCCAUCAUCGGGGGGAGUAGCGUCACUGGCGGCUACUAUGACAUGAUGGGUUCUCUGCAGAAAACCAUGCCGACCAUGCCAGACCACGCCCACUCAGUCAGCAUCACUAUGGUGUCGGAAGAGGCCCUCUUCAUCUGUCACCAGGACAGCGACUCGGCUGAAGAAGAGGAUAUAUUCUCAGAGAGGCUGAGGAGUAACAGUAGUAACCUCUCCAACCCCUCCACUAACAACAACAGUCUAGGCCUGGGUCUAAGCCUUGGCCGUAGUGGACAGGCUGGCUGUAGACAACAACAGGAUCCCUAUGAAGACUUCCACUACACUAUGCCCACUACCGACAUAGAGGACUCGUGGCCUGAAGAGCACUACCUGACCUUCCGCUCCUCUGCCUCUGCUGCAGUUAAACCCAUAGACUACCUGGAGGCUACAUCGGCUAAUGACAGCGGCUGUCUAGUCCUGGGGAACCAUCAUGCCCUGGUCCCCUCAGGGGACGCCUGUAAUGCCUACAUCUACAUGUGCCAUGAGGGGGAGGGGGAGAGGGAGGUAGAACCGCCACCCAUCGAGUGCUGCCACUCUCAUUUCGUCGACCCCCUCAUAGGCUUAAUGGUGCAGAACUACACCCGGGACGACUACAGCAAUAAGAUUGUAGAGAUACCCAACAACGAGGAAGAGAGUGUGAAUCUGUCGCCAGCACCGGGAGGUCCUAAACCAAUCCUAACGCACAACACUAAGACCAGCAAAACCCCUCUAGACCACUCUGAGCAAUAUGUUGACAUCACUAUGGACGAUACCCUUUCAAUAGAACACAAGGAAGAGGUUAGUACGGAAGACAAAGGGGUUCUCACAGACCCUAAACCAGAGGGUGUGAUUCUGAUCCUCUCCUCAGUGAAUGUUCCUGACCUAGUCCCCGUGGUCGAGCAAGAGUCAGAGCUGAGCCAUACGUUAGACUGCGGCCUAGACAGAGACCACUGCUCCAGCAUCAGUCUAGUGGACAUCUCCGACUGCUGCACCGACGACGAUGAAGAUGAUGACAUCACCGACUCGACCUCAGAGAUCUUCGCCGACGAGGCGUCGGUUGGGGACCCUAACGCCUCCCCGUCCCUGGCCCGUCCCCUCAAGUCCCUGCAGAAGCAGGUGGGAACCCCCGAUUCCAUGGCCUCCAUGGACCUGAUGCCUUCAGCAGUCGGCUCCACCUGCGAGGCUUUCAGCCCCGCCUCCAGCUCCUCCCACCCAUCUAGCUCCUCCCCCAAGGCAAUGGACAGCGGGUACGACACAGAGAACAAUGAGAGCCCAGAGUUCGUCCCCAAGGAGCCCUACAACGAGCCUCGGGGCCCAGAGACAGUCACCCAGCCACUGGGGGAGUCUGUCCUGGACACCAGCCUGGAUGAAGAGGGGGAGGAGGGGGGAGAGGAGGCCGAGGUGGCCCCACUGGAUGAUGAGGAUGAACCGACCCUGGAUGAAGAUGUGCCUCUAGCAGCCUCACAGACCACAGACAAAGAGAAGGGUCUGACCCCACUCAGUGAGAAGAACCCUUACAGGGACUCUGCCUACUUCUCUGACAAUGAGAACGAACGUCUUUCCAGGGAUGAGGGGGGUGACAAAGUAGGGGGUGAUGAAAAUGUAGGAGUGGAGGAGGGAGAAGUGGAAGAGAGGCUGACAGUGAAGAGGGAACUCAGCCCUCUUCAGAUAGAGGAGGAAGAAGAGGAGGGAGUGGAGACCUCAGCUCUUCUUCUGGAGGAGAGUGAAGACCCAGAGAUGGAAGGAUGCCUGACAGAAGAGUGCACCCAGGAUGAAGGGCUAGAGCUGGGGCUAGAGCUAGAGCUGGCCUCCAUUCUCUCUGGAGAAGUAAAGGCAGGGUCGGAAGGAUGGCUUGCCCAGGAGAAACCCUCUUCCCUGGGAGACUGGGCUGCAGAGGUGGUGGGGGCUAUGGAGGAAGCCCUGGAUGAACUCCAGAGAAGCAGCAGUACUGAAACCAGCUCUUGUACCAAGGAGAAGGAGGAAGAGGAUGAAGGAGAGCAAAGGGACAUGGAGGACUCAUCUGAAGCCUUAGAAACAGCAGACUUCCUAGAAGAAGCAUUUACCAAAAUGCCAGAGACCCUCGACAAGGACGAUAAUGACGAAGAGAACAGUCCUCCCGCACGGCGUCGACGCUUCUCCUUCUCUCCUCCCCCUCCCUCCACCCCUCCUCUCUCCUCUCCUCCCCCUCCCUCCACCCCUCCUCCUCCUCUCCCCCCAAUGACUCCCCCUCUGGGCCAGGAGUUGCCCAUGGAUGGGGGGGAGGCGGACGAGGAGGACGGAGAUGGUGACUCCGAUGAGAGUGAGUCAGACGAGGAGCUGAGCAGUUACAGUGUUCAGGAGGAGCAGAGUGGAGGGGAGGAGAGCGGGGAGGAGAACCAUGCUGUACCCAUUGUGGUGAGCGACUGUAGCGAUGCUCAUAACCUACGUAGUCUACUGAAGAUGCCCACCCCGCUCACCGCCGAGUUGCUUGCAGAUGACCUGCUGGAACGCAAGAAGAAAGUGGUGUCCUUUUUUGAUGAUGUCACCGUUUACCUGUUUGACCAGCAGAGUCCCACUAAAGAGCUGGCUGAGCAUGGGUUCUCUCCAGGGGCUGAGACCAGCGGACAGGGUUCACUGGUCAAACAACCAACCUCUGAUGACUCUUCAGAUGGAAACAUCUCAGAAGAGAGUGCAGGGUAUGAGUGGGAGGAUGACUUCCCCCUGUUGCCCAUUCCCACUUCCUCAUCCAAGAUGGCUGCCUCCUCCUCAGGCUCAUCCCCCUCCACACCCAGUCUGCCCUCCACCUCCAAGGCCCCGGAGCCAAAACCAGCAGUGCAGUACUCCCGCUUCACAGUCUCCCCUAGCCACGUGUCUCGCUUCUCCAUCACACACGUCACUGACUCUGACGUGGACUCUGGUCCAGGGAGCAGUGAGGAUGGAGACAGAGUACUAUAGAACCUCAGCCACCCAGACACUGCAAGAACUGCACCAUAUAAACAUGACUUUUGUUUAGUGUUUUUUGGACAUCAGCUUUCUGAAAAGACAGUGACUCGUUGUUAAUGAACACUUUUUGAAAGGAGUCUGUAAAAGGGAUGUGAAAGUAGAGAAUCAACACCUAUUAGAAUAUAUCAAAUACUAUAUGAUGAUAAUAUACACAUACAAAGAAGAAUAUAUAUGUUUUCAAAAUGACUUGUAUGAAGGUAAAGACUUACGUUGCAUUCAACAUAUUUUUGGGAACAAAGAGAGAAACUUUAGAACAGACGUGUUACUUGUUUGCCACCAUAGACA